CACAGACUGCGAAAGUUGUGGUGGUACGUCUGCUGAAUACGUACUGAUACGCAAGCUGAUCGCUAUAUCAGCAUGAUCACGGCAAAGGCAUUCCUCCUGUCGAUCAACACGAUCAUGGCAAGGGCAUUCCUGAUGUCAUGGCUGAGUUCAAACGACGUGCUUUUGAUCUGGUUCCAUCGCAUUUGAUCCAUAUCCCAACCAUGGAAUUGAUCUCGCGGGACAAACUCAUUACAAUACUGAAACCAGAGACGAUCACCGAGGAGGAUAUCCGUCGGUGUGGGAGAUGGUCGAGGCAAUCUGCCAUAGAGUCGGCUGUGAUCGACCUGCUCAAAUAUGCCAUUCUAUCACACCGAUGGGGAGAAUCUGAGCCGACAUUUCAAGACAUGAAACGCGAAGGGGCGGGUUACAAGAAACUGGAGAAGUUAUGCGCAAAAGCCAAGGAGUAUGGCUGUGAUCUCGCAUGGUCUGAUACCUGCUGCAUAAACAAGGAAAGCAGCUCAGAGCUCGACGAAGCAAUUCGGUCGAUGUAUAUGUGGUACCGCGAGGCCUAUAUUUGCAUAGUGCAUCUGGCUCAGACAAAUUCGUGGGAUACCCUGGAAAAUGACGAGUGGUUCUUUCGUGGCUGGACGUUGCAGGAGCUUCUUGCACCCCUUAGGAUGAGGUUUUAUUAUGGUCCUACUUGGACGCCCCUUACACAGAAUCCCAACGACAAAGAUGACGCAAAGGUUGUUCAGGCUCUUCAUCGCGCUACCAAGAUCCCUGAAAACGACCUACGCAAUUUUCGCUCCGGGCCAAAUCGUGCCUGGGAGAAGAUGAGCUGGGCAGCAAAUCGGAAGACAACUCGUAUUGAAGAUGUUGCCUACUCUCUUACCGGCAUCUUCGAUAUCACCAUGACGGUUGCAUAUGGAGAAGGAGAUCGAGCGUUCAAAAGAUUCAUGGCAGAGCUUAUCGAGAAAUGCAAGGAAUGGCAAAUUCUUGUAUGGGCCGGUGGACUUCCUGGUCGUCCAACAGAACCUUCCUGUUAUCGCACAACAGACGAAGCAGCACUGGAGAUACUCAAGAACCACGAGAUCUCGUGGUGGGGAGAGGGUUGUGGUGAUGACGACUUCUCAAUCACAAAGCGUGGCGUGCAGGUCAAGCUAUUCAUGGUCCCUGUCUCCAUUGACCAGAGCCUCUGGCAGUCGGUAUUCGUUUCCGGUCCCGCUGGUGACCUCAUGGCAUCACCUCUCGACAAGCUGGUCGUGCAAUCUCCUUUCUUCCCACCUGCAUCUACGACAGAAUGGGCGAUCGGAAUUGUUAACUACCAUGACCACGAUGACGCUACGAAAGGAAAGUUAAAAGCAGAACAGAUUUAUAUAUGUUUCCUCAUGAGACGGUUUUGUCGCCCUGGCCUGGACACCGUACGCAAUCACUGGAAAAGGGAGGUUACAGACAACAUUCUGACGGUUCGUUGCAAGCAUGAUUUUGAAAAAGAAGUAGAGAUUGUUUGGUUAUAAAUUCUGGAAUAGCUUGUAGUAGAACAUUAUCUAGAGAAAAUCAAUGUAUCGCAUACAACAUUCGGACGCUCAAUGUUACGGAUACCGUGUAUUCAAUAAA
This is a messenger RNA of Suillus bovinus, 1596 nucleotides long. Its product is annotated as heterokaryon incompatibility protein-domain-containing protein. The transcript has a single exon. The record is from RefSeq and is a predicted model, not a curated record. NCBI's taxonomy places the organism in Eukaryota, Fungi, Basidiomycota, Agaricomycetes, Boletales, Suillaceae. The coding region runs from base 138 to 1496 and encodes 452 amino acids.